CCUCUCAGCCAGGGCUACUUCUGCAGCCUUCCACUGGCUCUCUGCUGCAGCCCGGCAUCGUGGGGGAGAUGGAGGGGUCAUAAAUCAGCCCCAGGGAAACAGAGGGAGUGCUGGGUCUGAGGAUAGCAGUGGGAUGGCUUCCAAUGCAACCCGAGCCCCCACCCCUCAAAGUUUACCAAUCUGUAACUGUGAUGGAGUGCAAGUGGAGGAUAGAGCUGGUUUGUUGAUUUUCAGAUGUGUAGAUAUGGUACAGCAUGAUUGUACAGCUACAGUGAUGCAUACAGUCCAUAUGAAAUAAUACUAAUAAUUGUCAUUUUUAUUUUUAUAGCAUGCUUUUAUGACAGUCUCACCUCAAGCUGCUUAAUAAAAUAGACAUGUUUUGUUUUGUUAGUUGCUUUUGUCCAAACAAAUCCGGUCAGUAUAUGACCAAAUGUUUUUCAUACAACAUACGACAAAUAAAACAUUUUUAUGCUGCCACUGGCAAAUACAGAUGUCUGAAUAUACAUAAACCAGUGGUUUGCAUCAAUGGUUUGUAUGCCCUGUAAUUACUCAAGAUAGAUUAAAAAAAACCCCAACAUUUUAUGCAUAGUUACCAUAAAAUCAAAUUCCUAUCACAAACUCGAAAACUAAGAUAUACAGACUGGUGUGUAAAGUCGCUUUUUGGGGUAACGGGUGCACACGUGCCACACAGUAACAGAGGUAUUAACAAUUACCCCCCAGCCUGGUGCGUUGAACUCAUACCAUUUAUAGCAGAGCGGAUACAAACAAUCUUCUUAUGAGAUUUAACUUCAGCCGACGUGGACUUCUGGAUCAGUGUGCUUUCGCAGAGUAGUGUUCCAGUCCGCGUCGUCACUAAAGUAACAAAACACUGAAAACGGUUAAAACGUUGUGUCACUGUCGUUAUGGCAGACAAAAUUGUACUGUAAUGGUAGCGUAAUGGAAAAUCCUGCCUCGUGCUCUGUUCGGAAUACGUAAAGGCGAGGAAUGAAAGCGCUUUCAAUAAGGGCUCUGCCUUGAAUUAAUCACUCACUGUUUAAUGGAUCUUUGCUGUUCGUGCUUGACGCAGUGAGGAACUGCAGCUCUUUGUAUUCUGAGGCCAAGUGAAAUCUCUGGAUUUUGCGCCUAGUAACUGCUGCCUCCUUGAAAAAGUCUUGGGGUUCAUGGUGACAUAGGGACCCCAGUUUUGGUUCCGGUGAGACCUAUAGGGUUCCUGCUCCGCUGUGUGAGGUAGGAGAGGAAGAAAGAGGGCCCAGCUGCUGAUGAAGGAGCUCAGAGAUGUGCAUUCUCACUAGGGAAUUUAACCUGAGUAGCCAGGGGUGUCCCUCUGGAUCCAUAAAUGACACUAAAGUGAUGGGAGAGAGGUAAACACUGGGGGAUGAGAGCCAUCAACAAUGUUAUCUCCAGAGAAAAUAGGCACAAGCUAGUCUGAGGUGGUAAAAGACUACAACUCUAACGCUUCCCCACAGGAAACUCCUCUGUAAGUGUAUAUGUUGCACCAGUAUGGCAUGAUAACAGGCUGAAGUAAUAUAUCUAGCUGAUGUGAAAAAUCCUUUUCUGGAUUGGACCCGGGGCAUCUAUUGCACCUUCAUACACACAAAAAAGCUAACUAUCCUGCCAAAAUACUGUGAGGCUCAAUACAGCCUAUUACAAUCUACAAGUGACGUCUUCAGCUGUUAGCUGCCAGCUUUGUUCAUGGCUUCCAGGAAGGCAUCAGUGGUUUGUAGUGGUGGCAUGGUGAUGAGUGCCUUCUUCUGGACUAUGGCCAUAACCUACCUGACUUACAUAGGUGGAGUGAAUGGGGACUGCUGGCUCAUUGAAGGGGAAAAGGGCUUUGUUUGGCUGGCAAUCUGCAGCCAAAACCAGCCACCUUAUGAGGCCAUCCCUCAGCAUAUUAACAGCACCAUUGUGGAUCUUCGCUUGAAUGAAAAUAAGAUCAAAAGUAUCCAUUAUUCUGCCCUUAGCCGCUUUGCCAACCUAACAUACCUGAACCUGACAAAAAAUGAAAUUAGUUAUAUAGAGGAUGGUGCUUUUUCAGCCCAGUUCAACUUGCAGGUACUUCAGUUGGGUUUCAAUAAACUGCGCAACUUAACAGAGGGGAUUCUCAGGGGGUUGGGCAAGCUGCAGUAUCUCUACCUCCAGGCCAACUUGAUCGAGACUGUGACACCCAAUGCCUUCUGGGAGUGCCCAAACUUAGAAAAUAUAGACCUCUCCAUGAAUCGCAUUCAGGUACUAGAUGGGUCCACCUUCACCAGCCUGACUAAGCUGACAACUUGUGAACUUUACACCAACCCCUUCAACUGCUCCUGUGAGCUGCUGGGCUUUGUUAAGUGGCUAUCAGUCUUCCCCAAUAGGACGAAUGAACGUAUGGUGUGUGAUUCUCCUGCGGGCUUCUCUGGCUACAGCCUCCUGAGCCAGAAUCCAAACAAUCCCACUCAACGCAAUGCACUGCAUGUGCUGUCCACUGUGUGCACGGAGUAUGAUGUCACUCCAUAUGGCCCUGUGCCUCCUGAGACCACCACUUGCCCUCCAGACCCAUGCGGGCUUGAGGACUGCCCCUCUGGCACUGAGCCAGAUGAGAUAAGCAUCAGCCCCACCUAUCCAGACCUGGAUGUGAACCCGGUCAUGAAGCUAAAACAAAUCUCUCACACAAAUGCAAUCAUCACUGUUCAGAUCCCCCAACCUUACAAGAAAAUGUAUAUCCUUGUUCUGUAUAAUAACAGCUUCUUUACGGAUAUUCAGAAUCUGAAACGGCAAAAGGAGGACAUUGAACUCAAAAACCUGAAACCCCACACUGAUUAUACCUACUGUGUGGCUUCUAUACGCAAUUCUUUGCGCUUCAACCACACCUGCCUAACAUUAUCCACAGGUCCCAGAAGUGGGAGAGUGAGAGAGCCUAAUAAUGCAACAGCAACUCACUACAUCAUGACCAUCCUAGGAUGCCUUUUCAGCAUGGUAAUCGUGCUAGGGGUGGUCUACUACUGCUUACGAAAGAAAAGACAUGAAGAUGAAAAGCACAAAAAGGCAGGUAGUAUGAAGAAGAACAUAAUAGAACUCAAAUACGGAGGUGAGCUGGAGGGAGGGACUAUAUCCAGGAUGUCUCAAAAGCAAAUGAUGGCAGGUGAAAGUAUGUCGCGCAUGCCAUAUUUACCUUCUGUGAGUGAGCUGGAUCAGUACAAACUUCAGGACAUUGUUGACACACCAAAAAUGUCAAAAGGAAACUACAUGGAGGUGAGAACUGGGGAGCACCCAGACCGCAGAGAAUGUGAUAUGUCUAUGCCAAGCAAUAGCCAAGGCUCUGUUGCUGAGAUCUCCACAAUUGCAAAAGAGGUGGAUAAAGUUAAUCAGAUCAUUAACAACUGCAUAGAUGCUCUGAAGUCAGAGUCAACUUCUUUCCAAGGGGUGAAAUCUGGGGCUGUUUCCACAGCAGAGCCCCAGUUAGUUUUGAUCUCAGAGCAACCACAGAGCAAGGGUGGUUUCCUGUCCCCUGUCUACAAAGAUAGCUACCACCACUCUUUACAGAGACACCACUCCUCAGAUUCCUCACCAAAGAGGCCCAGCACGGCCACUGGUGGUCCCAUGCGUAGUCCGAGGCCUUACCACUCUGAGGGGCCAUACAAGUCAGAGUCGAAGUACAUAGAGAAGACCUCACCAACAGGUGAGACCAUCAUGACCAUUACUCCAGCAGCUGCCAUACUAAGGGCAGAAGCAGAUAAGAUCCGUCAGUACAGUGAGCAUCGGCACUCUUACCCUGAUGCCCAGAUCGAAGAGCUGGAGGGACCAGAGAGUCGCAAGACAUCCAUUCUGGAACCCCUGACGCGGCCUCGGCCCAGAGACCUGGCUUAUUCCCAACUCUCUCCACAAUACCACAACCUCAGCUACACCUCUAGCCCUGAGUACUACUGCAAGCCAACGAACAGCAUCUGGGAGCGCUUCAAGCUUCAUCGCAAACGUCAUAAAGACGAAGAAUACAUGGCAGCAGGCCAUGCCCUGCGUAAAAAAGUGCAGUUUGCUAAGGAUGAGGACCUGCAUGACAUUCUAGAUUAUUGGAAAGGUGUGUCAGCCCAACAUAAAUCUUAAUCUGACAGUGUUUGUUCAAGUUUUUUUUUUUUUUUGCUGUUGGAUUGCAAGAACUGAUCAAAAGUGAUAGAAACUACUGAAAUCACAUUUUAAUGGAAAAAUACUACAACACAGCCAACUUUGACUUAAGGGGGAAGUCAAAUUGGGAAUACAAUCUUAGUUUUGUGAGUUCACUGAAAUUAAAGAACAUACUUUAAAGGACAAGACAAAACUGCAAAUUUAAAAAUAUAUAUGUUCAAGUGGAUUAUAAGUAUUUGGUUUCGCAUGGCCAAGUCCUGUGACAAUGGAUUUGAUAUUGUGUAUGG
This is a messenger RNA of Electrophorus electricus (electric eel), 4382 nucleotides long. The record is from RefSeq and is a predicted model, not a curated record. Lineage: Eukaryota; Metazoa; Chordata; Actinopteri; Gymnotiformes; Gymnotidae.